Molecule: messenger RNA, 2578 nt
Organism: Leucoraja erinaceus (little skate)
Lineage: Eukaryota; Metazoa; Chordata; Chondrichthyes; Rajiformes; Rajidae
Product: calcium-responsive transactivator-like
Exons: 13
Coding region: 161-1531 (456 amino acids)
Biological process (GO): positive regulation of transcription by RNA polymerase II; positive regulation of dendrite morphogenesis
Cellular component (GO): nucleus
Molecular function (GO): transcription coactivator activity
Source: RefSeq, a predicted model, not a curated record
AGCCGCCCGUCCGCUCCGCAGCCGCUGUUCCGCAACUGCCCAUCCGCACGCUGCCGGUGCAGCCAUCCGCAAUCACCGGCACCGCUUCCCCCUUCUUGUCAGCCUCGUCGGGGAAUCGAAUUAAAUAAAAUACAACGCGAACUGGUGGAAAACAAACAUCAUGUCCGUGGCCUUUGCAUCAGCUCGCCAGCGGGGGAAAGGGGAGGUCACUCAAGCUAUCAUUCAAAAGAUGUUGGAUGAGAACAAUCAUUUGAUACAGUGUAUCAUGGAUUACCAGAGUAAAGGCAAAACUGCAGAAUGUUCUCAAUAUCAACAGAUGCUGCACAGAAAUUUGGUUUACUUGGCAACUAUAGCAGAUUCUAAUCAAAACAUGCAGUCCUUGCUACCUGCUCCACCAUCCCAAAACCUGUCAAUGGGACCAGGAGGAAUGAAUCUGCCUGGAUCAAAUCAAGCUUUGCAUUCGCAAAAUGUUCCUAAUGACACUAUGGGAGGAGGGAUUCCUCCUUCCACACUAAUGCAGAACCAGAUGAGCAAUGGUCCUACUCAUGUUUCCGUUCAACAGUCAGGACCAGCCACAAUGCCAAGUACUUCAAUGAAUAUGCCUGUAAGUAACCAUGGAACACCAGGUGGCUAUAGUCAUUCUGUGCCCUCUUCACAAGGGAUGCAGAUGCAGGGUCAGAAUCAGUCGCUGGCAAACUAUGGAUCCCGGACAAACAUGAGCAUGCAAACCAGUCAAGUUCCAAUGAUACACCAGCAAGCUGCAACGCCACAUUACAAUACACCACAAGGAGGUGGACAACAUUACCAGGGACAGUCGACUAUGGGAAUGAUGGGACAGAGUAACCAAGGCAGCAACAUAAUGGGCCAAAGGCCAAUAGGGCCUUAUAGAUCAACACAACAAGGGUCUUCUCAACAAUACAUUGGACAGGAAGAUUACUAUGGUGAGCAAUAUGGACAUGCCCAAGGACCCACAGAUACCAUUAAUCAACAAUAUUAUCCUGAUGGUCACAGUGAAUAUGCAUACCAACAAUCAUAUGCAGAACAAGGAUAUGAGAGGUCAUUUGAGGAAUCCUCACAGCAUUACUACGAAGGAGAGACCGUUGCGCAACUCCCUGGCUUGAUAAAAGGAAACUCACAAUAUGCCCAACAGCAAUCGGCUUACCAGCAGGCACCAACCCAGCAGCAGACUUACUCCCAGCAGCAAUAUCCUACCCAACAGAGUUAUCCUGGCCAACAACAAGGAUAUGGUGCAACACAGGGAGCCUCUUCUCAAUAUCCAGGUUACCAACAGGGUCAAGGCCAGCAAUAUGGAAGUUAUAGGACCGCUCAACCAGGGCCCUCAGCUCAGCAACAGAGGCCUUAUGGAUAUGAACAGUGCAAUAAUCCAGCUGAGGUGCUAGACGUGAGUGUGGGACUGCAAAUCAACACAGCCAGCACCAUGACUUCAAGUCAGAAACGGGCCUCUGGCACAGCUUUGGAGGUACUGCAUACAGGCACAGUACGGAAACUACCAGCAAUAGGCAACAGCUGAUUGUCACCACUGAAACAGUCAUGUAUACUACUUUGAGUUUUUUUUUACAGAGUACAAUAAAGCAUGGACUGUCAUAUUUCAUGUCUGAGAGAUAGCUCAAAGCAGCUUCUGGUUGUAGUAGAAAUUUUCAUCCUUUUCAUGGUGAAUAGUACCAUUGCACUACCAAUGACAAGCCAAUGCGUAAUAGUUUUAGAAUUGGUGCUGUGAAUAUUGUAUGUUUUAAAUUGUUGCACUGUUGUACAAUUGCAUCUGUUAAUAGGAUUUCAAGUUGAUUAUUAGUGCCCUUCCAAUGAUCCACCACAGAAACAUGAGAUGGGUUUAAAAGUUUGCAGAUGCUCUCUGAAACAGUGAAUUCUCCUGUUGAUUUAAGUAUCUGUGUGGUUAUACUAAAAUUUGCACUAAGAUUUGUUUCUUCCAUUUUUAAUGCAGUAUCUGAAUAUUGGAUAUAGGUCACUAAAUGUCACUUGUGUUUUUAGUAAAAACUGAUUUGAAAGCAACAUGUUAAGUUUGUGCACGAAGUUUGCAGUUGCAUUUACCAGUGAACAAAACUUUGUAGGUAGUUUAAUGGAAAGCACGUGUCACCUUGGCCAUAAACCUUACACCCUGGAUAGGACAGCGGUAGUUACUGUUCUUACAUUUGAUUUCUCUGAGGAAGGCAGUAUAUUCUGUACAUAAUUCCUAUCGCAUGUGUUAAAAUUGGCAUUGAUAAUUCCUCACUAACUUUUUUAGACAUGUGACACUGAGUAAGUGUUAUUGCAUUGAGAUGGUGUCAAAGCCAAGAUACAAAGUAAAAUAGCAUGAAAGAAACGAGGGCCUCAAAAGGGCAGGAUAAAAGUGAUUUUCAGUUGAUAAUAGUUUUCAAGAAUAAUGUACACAGAAAAUAAUGAUGAAUCAUGCAAUUUUUUUUUAGUAUGGUAUUUUCCUAUUAUUGCCUUGGGUAUGAUUUUUGAAAAGUAUCACAGAACAAUUGAUUCUAAGAAUGUUGUAUUUGAGUGUGCAAUUUGUCAUACAACUGAGUAAUGAAGGUUGUGUGUGUGUGUGUGUGUG